AUGUCUCUGCCCAAACUGCCCACCAAUCGUCGAUUCCUAACCCGGCUAUUCAAUUCGCUAGCACCACCACCAGCCCCGUCAUCACCUGAUGCCGCUGCCUCGCUCACCGACGACGACAAGCACCACCCCAACCCCCUCGAUAGCGUACCACCCGCCGUCAAGAAACAGCUGCUUUCCUUGCAAGUCCUCUUCCCAACCGAAUUCAUUCCCGCGCUAGACGUCCUCGACCGCCGCCUAGUCACUCGAUUUCGCAUCCGAAACCAUCCGUCGUCUCCUUCUGUGCAUCGGCAAGAUGGAGUCCACCAUCAAGACGCGGUGAUGCGACUAGGCGGUGACGACGACCAUGAUAAUGAUGAUGAUGAUGAUGAAGAGAUGCACAUGAGUGACGAUGCAACCCUCAAAGACGCAACGCGUACACUUAGCACAAAACACACCUCCCUCCCUCAUGAAGAAGCAACAUCAAUACCUGUACAUGUCACAACUACAACCUCUACUUACGACAAGACCACAAAAUCAACAAUCUACUACGUCCAAUCUGCCCAGCACCACCGCUCCUCCCGCUACUCCUCUUCCUCGGACCAAACCCCAACCUACCAAGUCCGCCUCACAACCUGGUCCUGCUCCUGUCCCGCCUUCACCUUCGCCGCCUUCCCUGCUUCCCCCGACUCUUCCUCUAUUCCCUUUGCUAACCAUGCCAAUGACAACCAUGACGAUAACGACACAGCACAAGACCACCCCUGGAUUUUUGGCGGUACAACACUAGGCGACGAUAUGCCCCCCGUCUGCAAACACCUGCUGGCUUGCCUGCUCGCGGAAAAGUCAAACUCCCUAUUCGGUCGCUUUGUCAAUGAGAAAUGGGUUACCGUGCAUGAGGCCGCCGGCUGGGCUGCUGGAUGGGGAGACUGA
This is a messenger RNA of Bipolaris maydis ATCC 48331, 906 nucleotides long. RefSeq lists its product as uncharacterized. Gene Ontology annotation, molecular function: zinc ion binding. The record is from RefSeq and is a predicted model, not a curated record. Lineage: Eukaryota; Fungi; Ascomycota; Dothideomycetes; Pleosporales; Pleosporaceae.